AUCUCGAUCCCGGUUCUGCUGAUCAAGUUUUGCCCGGAGCCCAACCCUGGAAAAAUUUCACGAAAUGAAAGAGGGUAGACAGAACACGACAAAGCACGAAAAUAGCCGAUAUUAAGACCCUGAUGGCCUGAUGGUAACUAAUUCAGCUUUAAGUUGUGUUGAGCUUCUGUGUUUGUUUAUUGUGGUCCAAAAGAGGUGCUAGGUAAAUUAUCUAUCUAAAAAUGCGAGAAAAUCGGAGGAAUUUCAAACCAUGAAAUAGACAGUUGAGUUAAUAAAAUGCCGCUGAGAAUUUUAAAAAAUGGAAUUAGUGUGAAUUUGGUCUGUUUAAUUAAGAUAGUACACCUAACCUGCCUAAAAUGAAGUGCAAACAAAAAACUCUGGUGUUUUGUAUAUUUUUCUAUACCUUGUGUUCCUGUGAAAAUGUAUAUAAUCAGACAACGAACAAUAAGGAUAAUGUGGCCAACAUAAAGGGGUUUUACUUGAAAAAUAUUGCCAGUGAACUUGGGAAUGAACUUCAAAGAAUAACAAGCGAGGAGCUUUUUGUGUCCAAUAUUCAGGUGCUAUACAAGGAAUUUAAGUAUGUUAAUGUCUAUCAGGAUAUUGAGAACAUAGUGCAAAUUACAGCAAACAAAAUCAAUGAAAAGCUCAAUGAGUCUUUUCACAUAUUAAAUGAAACCAAAGCUUUUAUUGAGAGCUAUGACAAAAAUUACAGUAGUUUUUUAGAAUCUUAUGUUGUACCAUGUAACAAUAAAGAAGACAAUCCAGAAACUUCAUUACAAAAAUUUCUUCAUGAGCAAAGAGAGAAUGUUAGAAAACAUAAAGAAAGCCUGAAACAAAUUUAUUUUCUGUCCACUCAUGAAAUUGGAAAGCAUACUAAAGCAACAAUAUUCAAUUGUAAGAAACAUGAUCAGUCUACUUUAUGGAAGCUAUAUAUGGAGAGGGUAAAAACAAAACCCAAAAAUGUAAUGCUAUUAGUUGAUCAUGGAGCUACUCUUAACAAUCACCAUUUAGAUAUUAUUAAAGCAAUGGCCAAACAAAUGGUCUCAGUUUUGGACAGUAAUCACAAAAUAGGCGUAAUUAGUAUUUCUGAUGACUGGGGGGCCCCAUACCUUACAGAUCAGUGCUUAAUGCCAAAUCAAAUACCACCCUUCAGUGAUUUUCAACAUAUUAUGUCACCCGCCACAGAUAACAACAAAUAUUUAAUUAACAAAUUCAUAGAUUCCCUCAGGAAAGGAAAUGGACCAACAAAUCAUUCUCUAGGAUUUCAACAAGCUUUGUACACAAUAAAAAUGAGCAAUUUAGACAUCAACGAAAAUGUUAUGUUAGUUUAUAUAAGCAGGGGAAUGUUAUCGUCUUUGACUGAAUCAAAAGCAGUUUUGGAAACGAUUAUGAAAAAUUUGCAAGACAUUAACAAUAAUGUUAUUAUAAAUACAUGUGCUGUAGUUGACGGUACAAAACCUAUUAUGUACGAAAUGCACUUUCUUAGAGAGAUAGCCGAACAAAAUUACACGAAGUAUAACAUAGAAUUUAAAGGGAGCAACCAUAAGGGCGCAUUUCUUACAGUAAACUCAAAUCAAAGCAUCGGCCUCACUGCCGCCAGAUUCUACAACAUUAUGAACAAAAUUAACGUAACUGAAUUGGGAAUACGAGUGUCUUACCCGACGUGGGACGAAAUUUCUAAAGAUCUUGCGGUAUCUAUAACGACUUCUGUUGGACCCAAUGGCGAAUUGGGCUUAUUGGGAUUGGAUCUCUACUUCCUAAACAUAGUAGAGAACAUUACGUAUUAUAGUAAUUAUCAUUACUAUACGUACGCGUUUUUAAUUAACAAAAAAGGUCAUUGUUUAAUGCAUUCGUUAUAUCCGCGACCUGAAGUCUUCAAACAACAACUAAACUAUGUCGACAUCUCCUACAUAGAGAAGACCGAAAAUUUCGAGAAAGUACGGGAACUUCUGCUAAGUAAAAGUAAAGGAACACACGUUCUAAAAACUGCUAACGAAACUCUAAAAUAUAUAUGGCAACAAGUUCAAAAUUUAUACGUGGUCUGUAUGGUAAUACGCGAGCACAAUCCGCCACCAGUUCGUCCGGACAAAGUAACAUGGUUUUCAUCAUCUUCCACGAACGAUCUCAUAUAUCACAGACUCGAUAUAUUACCUAGUGCCAACGUUUGUAAACAUCUCAAUCAGAUAGCGACAUUUGAUGCUGGAGCUCUCUACUUAAGUGCAUCCACGUUCAAAUCGCCGUUCGGAUUUCUGCAUUCUGCCGGUGCGUCAAUGUCACCAUUGACUGUACAAAAAUAUAUGGCUUAUUUAAAGGACAACACCCGAUUACUAUCCAGCCCUGGAUUGAGAGAAGAUAUACAGGAUGACGUGGUAGCAUUAGCUUAUAUCCUAGAGCUUUUUAGAACGCAGCAUAUGGACGGAUUAAGAUACAGAUACAUCGUGAGAAGAUACAUUGCUUCGCCCAGUGGAGUUUUAGAGGUCUUUCCCGGUGAACUCAUUUCUCCAGGAUUAGACCCCACAAAACGUGCUUGGUUUCUUCGGGCGUCCGAUCAUAAAUACCAGACUGUUUUAAUACCACCUUACCUAGAUGCCGGAGGAGCUGGUUACAUAGUAACUCUUGCCUAUGCUACCUCACAAGUGGUGGUGGCGAUGGACGUAACGCUGGGUUACAUUUACAAAUUAAUGCUGGAACAUAUGCCUUUCUGUUCUAUCAAAAAUAUCAAGUGCUUCCUGAUGGAUAACUACGGCUAUCUCAUUUAUCACCCAAACUUGAUAGAUCCCAAAGGACACGGUCCUAUUGAACAGCAGCACAUCAUCCAUAAAGAGUCUUUUGUGGCCAACGACAUACUGAAUCAUAAAAACUUCAUGACGAAAAUGUCUUGCAAUAACUACGCCGACGGUACAAUACAGAGAUUUUACCAGUUGAAUUUGAACAUGAGCGACGUUCUAACGAACGUGGUCCACGGAGAACAUUGUAUCAAAUAUCAGGUAACGUCGAUACCUGGAACAAACAUUUUUGCCGGAAUGGUAAACGCUACCUGCGAAUUCAUUACAACAUUUUGCCCCUGCAGCAUGACCGACAGGUUCUGUCUGAACUGCAACAGAAUGGAGCAAAAAGAAUGCGAGUGUCCCUGCGAAUGCCCGUUAAAUUUGGAAACGUGCACCUAUCACAACAAAAGCUUUAUGAACAACCCAACGUGUUCGAUAGUUCCAGAGGAUAACAAUUUCGUUCCGUUAGAAACGGCAAAUAAAGUGACUUUAAACUUGAGACCUUGCACUUUGGUGUCUUGCGAGGAACAAUUAACGUACGAAUCGUGCUUAGGAGUUUUAGGGUGCGAGUGGUGCCGUACGGAUGUUGAUGGAGAAAGUCCUCUAGUAAAUCCUUUCUGUACGUCCCAUACGACCUGUUUCAACGGUAUAUUUGGUUUGGCUACACCAUACGGACAUGCUGGUGAUAGUGAAGUGUCUCCAAAUAAUAUUUUGCCGUCGACAUUUUCCCCCGUAGUUCCAAUUAUAGGAUCUAUCGUAGGUCUUGUUCUGAUACUUGCCCUAUUAUUUUUUCUCUACAGAUCUUACACGUCUCCUUCUGUAGAAUGCUUUUAUUUGACAUCGACCCCCGACAACCGAGUACAGAUGAGUGAUUUUAAUUUGAGUGAAAACUUUAACGAAUUGGGAAACCAUCAGGACAGACUCUUACAAGACACCAAGAAGGCUGAACCAAUUUCACCGUAUUGCGUCCCUAGUGCGUACAGGAAACCCCUGACCGCUGCAGAUUCAGACCACGGUUAUUCAACAAUGACCCCUCACGAUGAAUCUGAACAUCUCUCGUUUGUACCUGUAGAAAUCGACUCUUUGGAAGACGAUUGUACCUCAGAUGCCACGUCCAUUAACACUUCCGUUUCAUACAAACAACCCCACGGGAGUAAAUUAGAACCGCGAAUCAAAAUACGAACCGUUCCAGAAGUCACCGAUUUGCCUGGAAAAUCUGCGAGUGGGAAGCCCGAUGUAACUACUGAUCUGCAAGGGAAAACUGGACCCAAUAAAAAUUGUGUCGUCACCCAGGUAACUGUACACAGGAAUAUGGAAGCUUUGCAACAGUAAAUAUACUUUUCAUCGGCAUAUUUCAUAUAUGAAUCGUAAUCGGUACAAAAAAAAAAGAGAUAAACAUUUAUAAACAUUCUGAAGAAAAGUAUUAUUAAAAUUAGCAGUUAUAUUUUCGAAAAUUGAAAUAAAAUUGAAUACGCUUCAUAUAUGUACAACGACAAAAGAAGACUUAAGUAGAUUUAAGAUCUAUUUUAUUUUAUUUAUGUUCUCGUGAAUUGUAUUUAAAGUGCUUUUUUCAUGCAACAGAUAAACGACCAUUUCGUAAUUAUUUAACUACAUUAAAAUUACUUAGUUCCACAAACAACUGCAAAACAAUCAAGAGUAGUACCAAUUGCGCCUUAAAAAUAGACAAAACAAAACAAAAAAACAGAAAAAUUAUAAGGUAGGUACUCUGCAUAGUAUAUACAUACAUAUAUGUAUUAAUUGUUUUUUAACUUUUUCGGCAGCAUUUUAUUUAUAUUACGUAAUAAGAUUACGAAUUUUUUAUCGACCUAGCCUAUAAAAAUUACGAAUCGAUCGACUUUUUUAAUGAAAGUUCUAGUCACAAGUAUUAAGUAUCGUCAUUAAAAAAAAAGCACUCAUUUUUUGCACUAUAUAUGUAUCUUUACCGCAAAUAAUGUAAGAACCGAAUAAAACUGCCAUUGUAACUCAUGGAUCGGCCAAAUUUUGAUACAUUAGUAACAAGCUCAAAUUUUAUAAGCAUAUGGAAUUUUUGAACGAAUUUAUUAUCUAGAUAUGUAACGCGACAUUUUGCACAACAUUAGGCAAAUGUUAUUUUUUAUAAUGGUGUUAGCUUUUUCAAAAACCAUUAUCGAGCGUCAUUUGUACGUCAAUUGUGGUACAUAUUAAUGAAUAAAUGCAUACAUAUAUAUAUACAGCUAACCACUCCCUGAUAUUUGUAUUUUAGCCAUAAGAGCUGGUAAAGCAUGUUACUUUAAUUUGUUUUUAUACUGCAAUGAGACUGAUAUGCAUAUACAUAUAUUAUAUACAACCACAUACAACUAAUUAAUUUGAUGGUGUUAUAAUUGUGUAUAUAUAUAUAUGUAUAUCUUCACUGUAAUUAACAAUUAUUAAUUAUUCGAAUCAGUGGCGGCUCGUGAUGGAAUGAAGCGAGUGUUUUGCAGAUAUUCUGCUCGGAAAUUUUUUGAAGGGAACCAUCAACUUUUGAAAUUAGCUGGGCUUAAUGCAGCUCACUGACUCGUUUAAAUUCGCGGCUUAAUGCUAGCAAAUGGUUGAAGAGGGGAGAAAUCCGGUUGCCUCGUGAGACCUGUUUCAAUAAUAGAAAAAUACCGCGAUGCGUUCCACCAGAGAUGCAAAUUCAUGUCUACUCGCGUCGGAUGUGAUAUAUAUACUCAAAAUUAUUAUAUUAAUAAAUUUUAGUAAUUAAGUCGCAAAAACAUCGAAUUUUCUAGCAGUGCUGCAGCACUUCUGCACUAGCCAUCCCUGAUUCGAACAUAAUGUGAACUUAAAGCUCAUUAUGUGAAUGUUCGCGCGGUCUUUAAACAGUAAAAUGUAAGUUAUUAUUAGGUUUUAUAAACCAAAGAUGUUUUUACAAUAAAUAAUAAUUAAAAACGUAGGCUACAUGACAAACUGUCCAAUACGAGUACGUGACGAGUACAUUGUUUAAUAACAGAGGUGCUCAUUCCGCGAAAACCAGCUUUUUAACUGCAUUUAAUAACUAAAUUAAAUUUUAAGUUGUCGCACUUAAACAUGUAUUCAUACUAUGUAUUUAUAUUUACGCGUUUAGAGUAUUCUUCUAGAUACACCAUUUAUUUAACCAAUGUUUCUGUAAAUACAUAUCAAUAUGUCACUGUCAUUUAGGUUUAUAUACAUAAUAUGUAAUUGUUUCCGUCAAAAGAAAAAAACAAACAAAACAAACCAAUGCUUGGCUAAACGUCCAAUUACAGAAAGUGAUAUAAGUUUCGACAAUUAUGAUAUAAUUAUGUAUCUAUUAAUUACAAUACUUGUUCGCAAUUGGUUAAUUAAGAGAAAUUUUCUAUUUAAAAUAACCGAACAGGUAUUUCGAAAAGUUUAAUUUUCAUUUAAUUAGAUACUACGUAGUAAUGUUAAUUUUUUUAUUUUUAAUAUUCAAACGUUCUCCAAAGAAAAGUGAAAUUAGCACAUUAAAGGCUUGUUAAAAAAAAUUUAAUUCAUGUUAGUUUCACGAAAACCUUUUGAAAAUAAAAUUAACUCGUACUUAACGUUAAUCUCAACUACUAAAAAUAUUAUCAACUGUUUCAAUUUUCUUUGGAGAAUAUUUUUAUACACAGUAUUUAACUUUGU
Molecule: messenger RNA, 6386 nt
Organism: Agrilus planipennis (emerald ash borer)
Lineage: Eukaryota; Metazoa; Arthropoda; Insecta; Coleoptera; Buprestidae
Product: VWFA and cache domain-containing protein 1
Exons: 11
Coding region: 357-4100 (1247 amino acids)
Cellular component (GO): voltage-gated calcium channel complex
Molecular function (GO): voltage-gated calcium channel activity
Source: RefSeq, a predicted model, not a curated record